UAGAAAAUUGAUCAUAAUUACUCUAGCCUUUUAACAGUUAAAUAACGAGAAUUCAUCGUGAUCAUUCAUUAUGAAAUGUUAUGAAAUGAAGUUGCGUAGACUUUUAAAAUAGCGUAAUUAAUUUUUUAUCAAACAUAAUAAACGAAGAUUAGCAACAUAAUCAAAUAAAAGCGACAUAUUUUCAUUCACUCAAUGUAUUACGUUUUUAUGUGGACUGAAAUAUUUACUAUAAUCCUAACCUAAAGCGAUAACAGUAAAUAAUAUUUUAAAAACAUUUUUUAAUAAUUGUUGCUUUUUAAUGUUGUAAUAAAACUUUAUUACAAUGAAUUUACCACGUAUAUUAAUAGUGAGUACCGAAAAAGGGAAAGCAAAUGAAAUUGCUACAAACGUAGGAGCAGAAAGGUUAUCUAAUCAAGAUUACUUUGAAUAUUAUUUAUGGAAUAUACAAAACAAGUAUUAUAAAACACAAGUGUUAAUAUGUGUUACGGAAAAUCCUUCUCCAGAUAUUUCAAUCGACGGUGUGGAAGCUCUUAUUAUACAUCAUGAUCCACAGGCAGAAAAUGCAGAUGAAAAUUUAAAACAAUGGUCAUCCCUAAUUGCUUCUUUAGCUGAAGCAGAAGUAUUAUUGUUUUCUUGUAACUUUAUAACAGAUGUUGUUAUUAGAGAUAAAGUGAUAAAAUGGUGUCUACAAAAUAAAUUUGAAUUGAUUGAAUUCAAUAGACCUGAUGUAGAUGCUUCAGAAGCUGAUUCAGAACAUAAUAAAUAUGGUAUCGAAAGGAUCAUUGAAGCUUUACAUGCUCAUAUGUGGCCUAAUAUGAUACUUAAAGGGAAACCACCAAACAUAGAUGACAGAAAUAAUGACAUGAAUGAAGUUGAAGAACAAUUUGAAAAUAUUGAAUUGAAUCAAGAUUCCACAGAAACAUUACCAAUGGAGAACAUGCUAGAUGGUAUUAUGGGAGAAGAAAAUACAGAUUUUGGUGAAUUGUUUAGUCAUUUAAGAGCUAUGAAAGAACAUGCAGCGUCGCUGCCAACUAAUCAAAGACGGAUAGCAGCCGAACAAUUAGUUACUGCUUUCUGGAAGGCGAUGGGCGGUGAUCCAUCAGAAAUGGAAGAUUAAUUUGUAUACAUCUAGAUACAUGUUAGAGACAUAAUUAUUUACAAUACCUUUUCGAUGUUAGUUGUUAGAGUAAAAUGCUAAGAAAACUGAUUCUGAAAUGUUUGAAACCAUUUCAAUACAAUUAUAAUAGUAGCAUAAGAAUGAAAUGGAAAGAUAUAGUAUUGCAUGUAUCCAACAUAUUUAAAUUUUGCAUCGAAAUUUUAUAGUAAAACUUUGUACAAUUUGUUUUACAAAUGUUUUAUACGUAACUUCAUAACUUCAUCGUAUAUUUAUUAAAUAAAUUCAUGCAAUCAGUG
Molecule: messenger RNA, 1413 nt
Organism: Osmia lignaria (orchard mason bee)
Lineage: Eukaryota; Metazoa; Arthropoda; Insecta; Hymenoptera; Megachilidae
Product: alpha- and gamma-adaptin-binding protein p34
Source: RefSeq, a predicted model, not a curated record